GGAGUUUAGUCGGUGCCGGUCGGUCCCGAGAGCCGUUCAUAUUCUGCGGGACACAAAAAUCUAAAAUGGCAAGAGACAUGUACAUUUGAUAGGGUAGUCCACUCGACAAAUGAGAAAACCGAUUCGGUUUUAGCACAACACACGAUAAUGAGCGAGUGAAAACGAGAAAAAAGAGAGGGGGAGAGAGAGGGAGAGAGAGAAUCGCGAUGAACGAACAGAUAUCGAUGCAACAUCAGUCGCGUAUCUUCUGAGCGGGAGAAAGGGGUGCGAUCCUACCCUCUUCUCGCGUACGGUAAAAUCGCCGAGAGAAGAGUAGCAGAUCGAGAGUGGACUACUAGUUGUGCUGUGUGACGGAAGUUACGCGCUUUCGACGGUAUGUCCGUGAUGAGUUACAACGCUAGAUAAAGGUGGGACCGAAGGAACAAGCAUCUUAUCUUGAAGCAGCGGAAGACGGAAAUAUGGGAAAAGGGGAUAAGAGAGGUGUUACACAGCGCAGUGAUGCUAGUACCAAUCUCGUAGGCAAGUUCACACAGAGUGUGCGGAGAAUCGUCCAAGACGUGAAGGACGAGGGUACUUCUAGUGGGCAAACGAAGGAGGAAGUGAUCGAGACGAAUGAGAGGCUGAGAGUCGUAAGGAUACGUUUGGAUGGUAGCUACGACACCGCCAAGAGGGCCCUCGUCGAACUGAUGUGCAAGUACACCGACAGUAAGCAAGUGCGCAACGUGUUUCAGCGUUAUAACCUCCUCAAAAAUAUGAUUAAGGAUGUAAUUAAGCUGGAGACGCAAUAUUGGACGCUGGUAGAUAUACCGAGACAGGAGAAGCAGGAGACUGUGCCCGCCUUCGUGUUGCGUGCUUGUUCCAUCAUGGAGAAGACUCACAAAAGCGGUGAAGGCGUGAAAACUUCGGCGCGUCUCGCCGAGGAGGCCGAGACUAAGAGAGAACGCAUCGAAAGACUAGAGAAUAUGACGACGGCGCAAAUUGAAGCUGAGAAUACCCAGAUGACCAAUGAUCUGUAUAGAUUGCUGAAGAAAUACACGGGUCUUAGGAAUCUCAUCAAAGUAUUAAAAGAGGAGUACAACGGCUCAAAGUUGUAUCCAAUGUUCCCGCGUUACACGAUACUGAAGGAUAUGAUAAAGGAUAUAAUGCACAACCCGGACUAUAUGGAAGUCUGUCACGAGGUGGACCAAGCAUAG
Cyphomyrmex costatus is the source of this 1193-nucleotide messenger RNA. RefSeq lists its product as uncharacterized. The record is from RefSeq and is a predicted model, not a curated record. The coding region runs from base 459 to 1193 and encodes 244 amino acids. The transcript is spliced from 7 exons. NCBI's taxonomy places the organism in Eukaryota, Metazoa, Arthropoda, Insecta, Hymenoptera, Formicidae.